This is a messenger RNA of Rotaria sordida, 1071 nucleotides long. NCBI's taxonomy places the organism in Eukaryota, Metazoa, Rotifera, Eurotatoria, Philodinida, Philodinidae. The record is from the annotation of a GenBank genome assembly.
AUGCCUAAAAGAGUACGACAAAUUUUGGACGAAGUCGGUGAUCAUCCUAUCCUCAAAAUUCAACUUGGUCGUACACCAGUCGAAGCUGUCCUAAUUCUUUUUCUUAAUAUUCUCAGUUCUUGGAAAUUUUCUGAUAAACAAAUUGAACUUGGUUACGACGAAAUUUAUCACAACUAUUUACUUAUUACUAUUCAGAACAAAAAAAAACUAAAUGUAUUACAAACAAUGAUUGAAGCUUCGAAAGAUACCGUUGGUAGUAGUGUUUACAAACUUGAAAAAGCUCAUCGUGUUCGUCUCAUGAAACCAGUAUUUCCUACUGAAUUUGUCGAUAUAUACAAUAUUCCACUUACGUCUAAUAAAACAUUUACGUUAAAUCGAUUAAUAACUACAGCAUCAAAUAUAGACAAACAUUUUUAUACAUACGAUGCUGGCAAUAACAAUAUGUGUCAAACAUUUGUGGAAAAUAUUAUUGAUAUUAAUGGUUUAACAUCAAAUAUUAUUGAUAAUAUAACACGAAUAGCUCUUAAACCACAAGAUGCUAAAACACUUGUUGCUACACUAGGUAGUCGAAGUGAUAUUGUUAAACGAAUUACAGAUCUAGGUGGUACAUUAGAUAAAUGGGUAUUUGAUCAUAAAAUUAAAUGGAAAAAACCAGUGGUAAAAGAGUUUACACUUAUUGGCAACAUGCAUGUUAAAGCAAAAAAUGAUAUUACAAAUAACAAUAUAGAUGAUAUUAUAAAUAAUAAUAUUGAUGAUAUUCUAAGUAGUAGUGCUGAUACUAUUGUUGUAAAUGGAAUGACAGAUACUGUCAUCGAAAAUGUUGAUGAUGCAUUUAAUGCUGUUAUUGCACUUGAGGAAGACGAGAAGAAGACAAAACGAAAUCAAUUGAUUAUCAUGAUUUUUAGUAUUCUACUCGUAAUUUUACUAAGUCUUGGUGCUGCUUUUGUUAUCUUUUUCAUAUGGCAAAAAAGAAAAGAUAAGCUUAUGGGAAAAGAAUCAACCGGUGAUAUAGUAGAUAAAUCAAAAACCGAGUCAAAUUUAUCUAUAGCUACUCAUGCGAAUGGCGAUUAA